CUUGAGUCGAAACCAUCACCAUCUCCAGGAUGACCACAAGAUAUCCAAAGCUCGUAGCUUUCGAUUUAGACUAUACCCUGUGGGAUCUGUGGAUAGAUACCCACGUUUCCGGGCCUCUGCAUAGAUAUAAGAACACCUUGAACGAAAUUUUAGACAGACACGAUUCGCCUAUAUCUUUCUAUCGGGAUGUCCCUCAUAUUCUUCACCGACUGCGGGAGGCAGAGGUCAUCAUAGCGGCGGCAUCGAGAACCUCGGCCCCCAACCUAGCCAGACAGGCCCUCUCGCUCCUUCUUGUCCCGCCUAAGCAUGGCGAUAAGGAUAGUAAUCCCACCAAGGCCGCGCAUUUCUUUGAUCAGGCGGAGAUAUAUCCCGGGUCAAAACUGACGCACUUUAAGCGACUUCACGAGAAGACAGGCAUAGCCUACUCCGAAAUGCUCUUCUUUGACGACGAGCAUAGAAACAAAGAAGUAGAGCAACUAGGUGUUACCUUUUGCCUCGUACCGGACGGUGUCAACCAUAAAGUUUUUGAGAAAGGGCUUUCAUUGUGGCAGGGUCGUAAUGCUGUAGAUGUUACGACAGGAGAUCAUGCAGAAUGAACAAAUCUGUGCCAAUGUAUAGAACCCAUGUAAUUCUAAUCAUUCACACAGGUUUGUGAACUCUUCCUUCAUCAAGAUAAACUACCAGCAUCGCAGAACAAAACUGUACUGAACUUCAUCUCAACCCAAGUAUUGAUAUCCUA
Messenger RNA from Guyanagaster necrorhizus, 739 nucleotides. Its product is annotated as magnesium-dependent phosphatase-1. Bases 30 to 596 code for a protein of 188 amino acids. Gene Ontology annotation, molecular function: acid phosphatase activity. The record is from RefSeq and is a predicted model, not a curated record. Lineage: Eukaryota; Fungi; Basidiomycota; Agaricomycetes; Agaricales; Physalacriaceae. The transcript has 7 exons.